UCUCUGUGGCCUGUGCAGCGUGUCAAAAAAAAAACUUCAGCAGCUGAAGUUUAGCUGUGCUAUGGUGCUAUACCCGAUUUUUUGUACUGUUUCCCACAUUUCUAUCUUUUCAUCUAUUAUUAUCCAUAAUCCAUAUUUAUCUAUUUAUCAUUUUUAUGCCCUACAUCGCGAAUCGUGCAUAAAUGAGUUGGUUCGGGACAACAAACUGGGAAACAAUCGGCGGAUCUAUUGCCAAGACGGCCAAGAGCGCGCUGAAACAAGCCCAGAAAAACAUCGAUAAAGUCCUCGAAAUUCCUGAAGUCCAUGUGGAAGCGACGGAUAACACUCCGAAAGCGGAGAAUGGAACAGUUUCUAGCAGAUCUGCAACCCCCACUUCUAGCGUCAAGGAGGAAACAGAUGGAUUCUUUUCCAUGUUUGGCGUUAACAGCCUCAGCACUGUCACGAAAAGCUCAUCGAAAUCCUCCCUAAACGAUGACACUCCCCGAUCCCUCCAAGAGCCCUCGCUGAGUCGGCGCGCCAGCACCAGCUCAUUAUCACGACUACGUUCCGUCGACACUUGGUCCACAUCGGAACUGCACGCUGUCAGCGAUGUCACACAUCCGCCCGAUCACUCUGUGGAGAUUCUAACUUCCCCUCCCGAUAACAUCCUGGAUAAUCUGGUUUCCGUGGACUAUCUAUCCGUUGAACCGGUGUCCCAUCAUCCUCCGGAGAAGGACGCGCUGGAAGAAGCGUUGAGUGAGGAUAGUGAUAGUAUGAUGCCUGUGAAUAUCUCGCAAGGGAGAUUGGAGAUCUUAUUUCAUGAUGAGGAGCCCGCGGAAGAGGUGGACGUGGUGGAGACGGCGUCGGACGCUCUCGUAAACAUUCCCCUCGAUUUGUAUGAUGCUUCAGCAGCCAGCGAAGAAAUUCCGUUACAGCAAACCCACGCUCUCCUAUCGGAGAACAGUUUGCGGGAAGAUCGCAGUCUGCUGGACGUUAGCUCGGAAAAUCUGUUUGAUAAUGCAUUUUCGAACGGGUCGCAGUCUGUGGAUGUGCCUGAUGGUGUGUGGACCGAUGUGAUAUCCGAUUCCGCACCGUUUGAUGGGAGAUCGGUGAAUUUGAAUGAUUCUAAUCCAGUGCAAGAUGUACAGGCUCAGACAACAGUUGAUUCUAAUGCAGUACAAGAUGUACAGCCUCAGACUACAGUUGUAAAACAAGAUAUAGUUGAAACUGACAGUUUGGAAGAGCCUCCGAAAUUGGACCCGCUUAUACAAAAGGAGGAAGAACCAGUGGAAAAUACACGGACGGAUGAGAGAGAGCAAACUGAAACUGAUUUUGCGGAGAGUAAUUCGAAUUUUGUGAAAUCGGAGUCUGUUACCGUUGUAAGAAACGACGAAACGGGAAGUGUUGAAGAGGAUAAAUCUACUGAACGGGAAAUUGAUCUACAAUUCAACACAAAUAUUGCUGCUACAAAUGAUGACGCUUCCAGAACGGAGCUGGAAUCGUUGCAGAGAAUUAUUGUCGCUCGUGAGCAGAAAAUUGCCGACUUGAAUUCUGAGAGCGUGAAAAUCAAGGAGGAAAAUGAUAACUUGAAAAGUGAAAUCGCCCUUUUGAAAGAGUCGGCUUUGGAAAUCGAUAGGAACAGAAAUGAAAUGGCAGAUCACUUUGCUCAACUGGAACGGAAACUCCAAGCAGUGAAUGAUGAGAAAAAAUCCCUUUCUGAGCAGCUGAAGUUAACUAAGAAUGAACUAUCAAACAGGGAUCGUAUGAAGAACACCACAGAAAACAUUUCCGGUGGUCAGCUUAAAGACGUUUUGCGGCAAGUUGAGGAGAAAGACGUCCAGAUUAAAGAAUUACUAGAAGAGGGCGAAAAAUUGUCGAAGCAGCAGUUUCAAAGCAGCAAUCACAUUAAAAAACUCCGCGCACGCCAAACUGAACUGGAAGCCGAAAACGCCAAGCUCAAGAACGAUUUAGAUGACAGGACUAACGAAAUCACUGCACUAAAAUCGACAUUAUCUCUGUCGGAAGAUUUGGAACAAAAGAAUGCUGUGGCGAAUCAACAGUCAGCAGCUGCCAUGGACCGAUUGGAGAAGGAUUUAUUGGCGACAAGAAAUCUCAACGAAGAAUCCAAGUCCAAAGUGGCAUCGCUACAAAGUGCUCUUGAUGUAGCGUAUAAAGAACUGGCUGAAUUACACCGACAACGAGCAACUCAUGAUGGACAGCUGCAUGAAACGCUGUUGUCUGCGGAAAUUGCCGCCAAGGAGGAGCUGCGUCAAGCACUCGACUUACAACGACAAGAACUAGUGCGCGACCAUGAGGAGUUAACCGAACGCGUAGAAAUUCUGCAGAACAACGUCAGUCGUCUGGAAUCCAUACUGAAACGGAAGGAGGAGAGCUUCCGGGAAGAGGUGGCCGACUAUCAGCAUCGCCUGCAGGAAGCCAUAGUCCGUAAUGAAGAGCUGUCACAGAAUCUCGCGCAAGCCACACGGCCACUGAUGCGACACAAUGAAACGCUGCAAAAACAGAUGACCGAACAAGCGGCCACGUUUGAGAAACUGGAGCAGAAUUUUACCAAGCGCCUGCAGGAAUCUGCAGCGCAAUUAUCAGUGGCUCAGGAACGAGAACGUGCAGCGGUGGACCGUCUAACCUCCUGUCAAGCAAAACUGCAGGCCCUGGAAGCACAGAUGACCAUUGUCCGCGAGGAGCGCCACAGUUUAUCUGCCAACCUGGAAGCGGAGAGUGGGCGCUGUCGUACCUUGGACGCCAGAAUGGGUGAGCUGGAGAAAGAACUAGAUGCUAUGCGGAGUAGUACUAAUGCCGAGUUGGGGAUUUUACGACGGGAAAAACAGCUGCUGGAACAUCAGACAGCGCUGCAGAAGGAAAAUGUGGAGAUGGAACGCCGCAAAGUGGCGUCCCUGACCGAGCAGAUUAAUGAACUGAAAGCGACAUUGCAGAAUACGAGUUUGUUGGAUGGAGGGUUAUCUCAGAAUUUUGCUCAUGGUCCCUCCGUUCGCCGCUCGGACUCCAUGAGCAGCCAGCUGAGCACGGCCACGCUGGAGCCUGAUGGUCGAUGGUCACCCAGCAACAGCAGUCAAGUGGCCAGUUCGUUGUACGAUGUUCUGCGGGGCACCGGCGCUCCUUUCAUUGACUCCGUCCAGUCACAGCUCAGACUCAAAGAUGGCGAACUGCAGCAUGUAAAGAACGAGUUAAAACAGCUGGAAAUCAUGCGCCAGACUCUGUCGGAUCAGUUGAUUAAAUCCGGCGAAAAGGCUCAGGAGAUGGAGCGUAUGAAAGUGGAAAUGGAAGUUUUGAGAGGCGCUAAUACAGAUAUAAAUCACCGCUACAACGCGAUGCUGCAGAUGUACGGCGAGAAAGCAGAAGAAUUACAGGAACUGCGUCUGGAUUACGACGAUAUGAAGGCGCUCUAUAAAUCUCAGAUUGAUGCCUUAACCCGCAUCAGCAAAGACUCACUCAAGUAACAAACAGUCCGUUUUGUAAAUUAUUCCCGCCUUUCCGGUUGAAAUUGUUUUUGUACCACAGAGAUUUACUGCUGCGCUAGAAGCGCUACAGUGUGUUUGGUUUGGACAAAAUGUCUUUUCUUGAUCUGUGAUUCCUUAUUCUAACGAGACGAAUUUAUCUGGUUUACAUUUUGCAGUUCUGUUAGCAUGAACAAUUGGCUAUGUUUUUAUUCGUGUAAAUAAAAAUCAAAUCGGUCGAGAAUUUA
This is a messenger RNA of Paramacrobiotus metropolitanus, 3700 nucleotides long. RefSeq names its product TATA element modulatory factor-like. Bases 183 to 3455 code for a protein of 1090 amino acids. Lineage: Eukaryota; Metazoa; Tardigrada; Eutardigrada; Parachela; Macrobiotidae. The record is from RefSeq and is a predicted model, not a curated record. Gene Ontology annotation, cellular component: Golgi apparatus; endoplasmic reticulum. The transcript is spliced from 10 exons.